Messenger RNA from Pan troglodytes (chimpanzee), 465 nucleotides. Its product is annotated as Down syndrome critical region protein 4. The transcript is spliced from 3 exons. The coding region runs from base 96 to 452 and encodes 118 amino acids. Lineage: Eukaryota; Metazoa; Chordata; Mammalia; Primates; Hominidae. The record is from RefSeq and is a predicted model, not a curated record.
GUCAGUCACGGGCCAGCCUUUCCCUUAAGGAUGUCUGAGAGCUGGUCUCCUCACUCUUUUAAACUUUCCGCUUCUUAACUCACCCAUAUGUGUCCAUGUCGUUAAUCAUCUUGACGAGAGAUGAUGAACCCCGGAUAUUUACCCCAGACAGUGAUGCCGCUUCACCAGCAUUGCACUCUACUUCCCCGCUUCCCGAUCCUGCCUCAGCUUCUCCUCUCCACAGAGAAGAAAAAAUUCUGCCUAAAGUCUGCAACAUCGUUUCCUGCCUGAGUUUCAGCCUGCCAGCUUCUCCUACGGAUUCUGGACUUGCCAGCCCCACAAUCAUAACCAGAGAGGGGCAGCAAUUUUGGGCAAAAUGUCUGAUUUGGAAAUACCAACUUUACCUCCAUGGGCUCCACAAGAAAUCAGAUGGGAGAAGGGACAAGCAGAUAAGUGCAAGCCCAUCAACCUGAAGGCAUAAACCAC